This is a messenger RNA of Brachypodium distachyon (stiff brome), 1191 nucleotides long. RefSeq names its product probable tyrosine-protein phosphatase DSP2. Gene Ontology annotation, cellular component: cytoplasm. Gene Ontology annotation, biological process: protein dephosphorylation. The record is from RefSeq and is a predicted model, not a curated record. Gene Ontology annotation, molecular function: phosphatase activity. The transcript has 5 exons. NCBI's taxonomy places the organism in Eukaryota, Viridiplantae, Streptophyta, Magnoliopsida, Poales, Poaceae. Bases 125 to 760 code for a protein of 211 amino acids.
GCCUGCCUUCCCAUUAGGCCAUUACACCCACACCGCUCACCACAUUACGCACAAGAAGCUUGCCGUGUCCCCUCGAAUUUACGGCUCUGCCCUUCCCGUGCGAGCGAAGCCGAAGAAAGAAGCCAUGAAGCUGGAAAUCAUGCCCAAGCAGAGGACCCUGGAGGCGGAGCAGCGGGAGGAGGCCAUGGAGAUGAGCGGCCUGGAGCUGUGGAAGCACGAGAAGCCCCCCAAGAUCUUCCCCAUGACGCCGCUGUCGGCGGCGGGUUGCGACGAGGCGGCGCUCGUGCCGCCGCUCAACUUCGCCAUGGUCGACGACGGCAUCUACCGCUCCGGCUUCCCUGCCACGGCUAACUUCCCCUUCUUGAAGUCCCUCAACCUCCGCUCCAUCGUGUAUCUUUGCCCGGAGCCAUACCCGGAGGCGAACACGGAGUUCCUUGAGCAGCACGGAAUCAAGCUCCACCAAUUCGGAAUCGAGGGGCGCAAGGAACCAUUUGUCGAAAUACCUGACGACAAAAUCCGGGAGGCACUCAAAGUUGUCCUAGAUGUAAGAAAUCAACCCCUGCUUAUUCACUGCAAAAGAGGCAAGCAUCGAACUGGCGUCGUCGUAGGGUGCUUGAGGAAGCUGCAGAAAUGGUGCCUAUCUUCAGUCUUCGAUGAGUACCAGCGUUUCGCCGCUGCGAAAGUGAGGAGCACCGAUCUGAGAUUCAUGGAGCUGUUUGACGUCUCCAACUUGAAGCAUCUGACAGCCUCACAUUGUUAACUGCCGCUCGCCCCGGCCGUCCUCCCCCCAUAUUCUCUAGUAAAUCUCCCAACCUGCCCUCCCGGCGGCCAUGCACUGAACCGAUUCAGCAGUGAAUAAUUUUUGGAACCCAUAGAGUGAAUCCAUGACGUAGUGAUGUGAGACCCUUCGCAAGAAGAAAAAGAAAGUUGAGAGCUCUAGUUUUUUGCUGAGGUCCCUGCAGAUCCGAAGAACUACGGAGAAAGUUGUGGGUAGGAUUGCAAGAGGUUUUCUUUCCUUUUUGGUUGCCUUUUGCGAGGAAUUCACCAUUGUUUUUGGGUACUGAAGCUGUGUACUAGAGCGGCAUUUCCAGCGGAAACGAACUGUAUGUUCUCCGAAUGCAGAAAGCUUUGCUCUUGCUUGCAUGGAUCCAUCUACAUGAAUCAGAAGCUUUUAACUUGACAAUUGCCUAA